UGGACGUGAAAUUUCUGCUGCGCUUGGAAAUUAUUUAUUAAUUUAUUUUUUUUUAUCUCUGCUCCUAAUAAACCUACUUGAACAGACUGUACUUUUGUUGAAAAAAGAAGAGAAGACAAAGCAAAAACAAGGGGUUUUUAUUAUUAGUUUAUAAGCAGGUUUUAUAUGCAGAGAUUUAUUGUGUUUGUUAUUUGGGACAUUCAUAAGGAGUUUAUUGUAGAUUUUCCACGUUGGAAAAUGUUCAAAAAUGGAAAGUGUUUGCAAGCGUUUGCCUGCUGAGUACAAUAAAAUGUAUGCUAAUUCGGUAAAAUAUGGAUUUAAAUGAAGCUGCGUGAAAGUAUAGUUGUGGCAUUGUCGAAGUAGUUGUAUGUGCUAAAUUUUUCCAAAUGGCUGCUGUGUCUACGUAUCACAAAAUGGCGUGCCGCAGAUUUCCGGAAACGUGGCAGAUGUUUUUGUAAUAGAUUUUGAUAUUCUGGACAAGAACCUAUGUAUUUGCUUGGUUGCCAGCUUGAAAAUCGGCAAGUGCAAAUAGAUUUUAAACCUUUUGUAUUUUAAACAGCGUGGAUGGAGUUGGAAUAAACUGGAUGUGGCGCUAAAUUAAAUUAUUUUCAGCGCAUUGUUUCGGAUUCCUGUUGAAAAUAUGCGAUUGUACGCUUCGAUUGUAAAUUGUUGCCAAAAAAGAUAUGGCAAUACCACCAUUGUUUGAUGCUUGCAUGAAGUUGGCUGCGCUUUCAAAUGUCGCCAUUGAUAUUCUAUUACAAACGAAAUAUUUCACCAUUGAAAAUUUUCUGUAUACUAUUUUCGCAGUCAUUUCACAAGCACGUCGUCGAAAUUGCGUUUAGUCUUUGAAAAAACUUGGCUCCGUGGGAAAUCCAUUGAAAGCAAUCUGAAAAUUAUUAUAUUUGUAUAGCAAUAAUUGUUAUGCGUACUUGCAAAUAAAUUAAAUUAGGUAAUCUUUUAUUUUAUGCAAGCAUGGUUUCAUGGGAGUGAUGUCUGAGGAUGAUUCAAGAUUAUAUACGUACCAAGUAAUAGGACGUAUUAGUUAUGUAAUCUAAGUUGAUUGAUAUACGGAAGAGUCCAAGUCGUUGAAAGUAAAGCUAGUGAGUGACAUCAUCCGUCUUGUAAUUGGCUUUUGUUAAGUCUUUGUUGCAGUAAUCACAUUAAAAAUAUGCCACGAAUAGUUCCUCUGCAGCUCCUAAAGUGCCUGAAGGUGCUGCUGGAUGACAAUGGGGGCAUCCUAAGCAUAGGAGAAGUAAAACGGAUCGCAGGAUUAAUGAAUAGAUAUUCAAAGAAACUUGUAUCGAAAUGCAUUUAUGUACAAAUUUUAAAAGUUACAAAAACUGAAUUACUUGGUGAAUUUAUGGGUGUUGGUGGCUGGUCCUUGGUUUAUAACUGGUUGAACGACGCUAUACGUGCUAUGAAUUGGCCACUGGUGCAGGAAAUAUUAGAAUUACUCUUACUUUGUCCUGUUGAUGUGGAUAGAUUGAAGAUAAACUCUGCACCAAAGUUGGUGAAAGGACUUUGUAGGGAUGGCGGCAAUGAAGGCGUCAGAAUACUUGCGAAACGUUUGGUGGAACAGUGGUUGAAGGUGGUAACUGAAAAUACAACAAACGCACAAGUUGAAAAUGCUCAGCAACAGACAAUUGCCAAUGUACCUGCAGCUCCAAGUGUUCAAACAACACCUGUUGUUCGGCAAGAACCAAAAAUUAUACCACCUCCCGCAGAACCAAUUAAAAUUAAGGCGCCUGUAGUAGUAAGGCAGUCAUCAUCAAAUAUUGUAGAAGAGGACCCUUUAGCUGAUGUAGCAGAUGUGCCAACUGAAACAUCUAGUUAUACACCAACAUCGGCUCAAAAGAAAGCUAGCGAAGCCGGUUUGGUAUUCAAACUAGUUAUUAGAGAUGGUCAGCAAGUUUUGGCAAAAGUGCCAAAGGCCGCGCAAGUGACACCAACCGUCGUUCAUGAAGAAGAGAACGAGAGAGAUAAUGUUGAAGAAGCUGAAGAUGAGGCUGAAGUUGAAGCUGAAAAAGCUGAAGGUGAAGUAGAAGUGGAUCAUGACGCCGAAGGCGAUGUCGAAGCUGAGCCUGAAAAUGAGGAACAGGAAGUGGAAGAAGAAGUUGACAGCGGAGCAGCCGCCACGGUGGUAGAAGAGGAAGAGGAGACCAGAACAUCACUUGAUAAACCAGACAAAGAAAGUGAAAGCAGUGCUGACGAUGAGACUCCGACUCCACCCUAUAAUGAUAAAGUUGAUGAUGCAGAAAAGUCUUCAGAUCGGAAGAAAUCCUUAGAUUCUGAAGGUGAUAAAUCAGAAAUUAAAGAAGCUAAAAGUUCAAAAGAAAGAAAAGAAAGCAAAAAUAAAGAAAAAGAACAAAAAGUUGAUAAAGAUAGAGAAAAAGAUCGAAAGUCAUCGUCUUCCAGCCAUAAAUCAUCGAGUCAUAAAUCGAAAACCUCUUCUUCGAGUAAGUCAAAAUCCUCAUCAUCUUCAUCAUCACACCGCAGUUCUAGCGAUAAGCAUCGCAGUGACAAGGAGCGUUCAAGUUCCAGCAAAGACAAAGAUCGGAAAGAGGGUAGCAGCUCAAAUAAACAUAAAUCGUCAUCUUCAUCAUCUAAGUCUUCAUCGUCAACAAGUUCAAAAGACAAACACCGCGAUAAAGACAAAGAUAAGUCAUCCAAUUCCUCUUCAUCUUCAAUUUCAACAACUACAUCCCACAAAAAAGAUAAAGAGCGCGAAAAAGAAAUACAAGCGGAGAAGGAUAAAGACACUAUUAGCAAGUUGACUCAACCAUCUAUUGAUAAAUUAGGUCGUAUUCCAAAGAAACCUAAGGAUGAAUCAGAAUCCGAAACGGUUAAGCCUGCUUCAAUCACAAUACCCUCAAAAAAGGCAUCAAUGUCGAUUGAAAUUCGACGCGAUUCGGAAAAGACCAAAACAGUUAAAACGUACAAAUCACAGUUUCGUUCGCAUGGUCUAACUGAAGAAGCGCCACCACCGCCGUCACGGAAAGGUUUGAAGAAACCAAUAUCGAUUGCAUCAGCGCCUGGUACUGUCAUUCCUGCAAGUUUGCCUUCAUCGCUGAAGCGGCCUUCACCACCACCUAGUAGUAGUGAUUCGCCCACACAGAAGAAAUCCAAGAUCGAUAUUAACAACCUGUCUGUGGCUAACGAGAAACCUGGAGCCAUCAAACUCAUCGCUCCCAAAAAGAUUCAAACACUCGUCGAAACGAAUCUCUUCUCUGAUGCACUCUCAGCAGCUACCGGCCCUAAAAAGAUCACAAAGCGCAAGCGCUCCACUACCCCGGCUCCCGGAGGACAAACAAAAGAGGGUCCUUCACCGCCCACAAGUCCUGAUGGACCCAAGGUUGCACCUUUGAAAUUCUAUCAAGACACAUUGGAUGAGUCGAAGAGCGAUGAAAAGUCCGAUAAAGAAAAUGACGCCAAAGAGCAGAACAGCAAAACUGAAGAUUUGGAUGCAGCCGAUAAGGGCAAUAGCACAGAAGACGAUGAUGAUAUACCAUUGAAAAAGGUGAAGGAGGACAUUGAACAGAAGGUGCUGCGUGAACAAAAAGCUGCAGAUGAUGGUGACGUCGUCACUCCUAGCCCCGCCAGCGGCUCAGUCGAUAUCACUGGCAGUGAUGCGGAGGAAGAUGCCGCCACAAAGGAAGCGAAAACGGAUGUUGUCGAAGAGGAAGAAGCGCGCAAACCGCCUGGACCUGGUUGUGGUCCGAAUGGUCCACCAGGUGUGCUCAUGCUACACAGACGCAAAGGCCCUAAAAAGAAGUUGACUUGGCGCACGCAGGAACAUCUCGAACAAAUACGUUACUUUGAAUUGGAUGAAAAUGAGCGCGUGAAUGUGACUAAGGCCCAAUCGUUUAUGGACAUGAAAAAUCUGGAACGUUAUAGUGAGCGCGAUGCCUUCAAUAUUGCACGUCGUGGCUUCACCCACGAUGACAAUAUGAGGCCACAAACUGAAUGGCGGCCACUAAUCGAAGUCGACGGCGUACCACCACAUCCGAACGGAAAUCAAUCGAAGCAACGUAAGGUACAAGCCGACCGCGAGCUAACCACUUUGCGUGCGCUCUACUUUUCGCACAGCAUGAUACCCGAUUCACCGGCGGAGGCUGAAUUGGAGCCGCAUUUCGCAUACGAUGUGCCCGUUAUACCCUUGGAAGACAUCACCGGCAAUCCGGACGCCGUUAGCGAUUACACAAAUAUGCCUUGGCCCGAACCGAAGGGUUCGCCCAAAUACCCAGAAAAUAACAUAGCCAACAACACUGCCAAACUGACAAAUGCGCAAGUGAAUGCGUCGUUACCUCCAAACAACGUAAACGCAUUUCCUGCUUUUAUGCCGCAGUACGCUGCUGCGUCCGCAAAUAAUAUGCAUGCAUCGCAAAUGCAGAUGCCCAGACCGGUACCAGGGGUGGCGACAGCAGCAGCAGCAGCUGUAGCUGCGGCGGCGGUGGCGGUUGCGGCGGUGGGCGCCGGAUCACAUCCAGCAUGGCAAGGUGGCAAUUUCAAUGGACCAUUAGGCGCCAUAGGCGGUCCCUCAGUUGCACAACAGCAACAACAGAAUUUAUUGGGAGCAUUCGGUCCAGCGGCGGGCAAUCCACAAUGGCAAAUGCAUGCCGGCCAAUAUGGCCCUGCGCAAGGCCCCUUCAAUAAUGGGCCUAAUUUUGGACCUAUGGGCAUGAUGGCGCCGCGUGUUAUGGCGAAUAUGGCAGCGGCGAAUGUCUUCGAGCGUAAUAAUAUGAAUAAUAGUCACCACAAUAAUAAUCAAAAUCGGAACAAUAACAGCGGUAAUUGGCGGACAGGUUCCAAUUUCCAAGAUAACAUUGGCAGUGGUGGUAACUGGCGUUCAGGUGGCGGCGGACAAAAUCGAGGCGGUGGUGGUGGCGGCAACAACAACAACGGUGUGUGCAAGGCAUACAUGCGCGGCCACUGUCGCUUAGGUAAAUCCUGUAAAUUCAUACACCCAAAGAGCAAACGCAUAUAGGAUUCGCCAGAAUCUUCAGACGAAGAUUUAGCAACGAUCUCGAUAAGCAACUGUGAUAGUGGCGACAAGUCGAAGCAUAAGAGAACUAUCUAAGCGAUCAACGAAACGGAAAUGUGAUCUGUGAAACGAUCUGAGAUCGAAAUCGAUUGCUGCUAUAAACUGCCCCGCCUUGAGCCACACUUGAAAGUUCUUGAAAAGGCUACUUGUGGUGUACGCCUUUUGACGCCGGUAAUGACUGCUGUUGUUGUUGCUAAAGUAUGCGUGUGUAUCGCGCAUCCCCAAGUGAAUAAGUGAAUGGUCACCAGCGUCGUAAACUAAAUUCUGAAUGAAUUACAAAGAGGAGAAACAUUUUAAUUUUUAUGAAGUAAUAUUUUUUUGUACAAAGUAUUUUUUUUUUCACUAAAGGAUAAUAUUCCUAGCUAAUUAGAAGAAAAAACACUUGCAUUUUGGAUUAUGUAAUCAUAUAAACUAUUAAUUAAUAUUUAAAUUUAUACGUUAAAAGGCAAUCGCACUAAUCAUAGUCGUUAAUUACAUACAUAGUGUAGCAUAUUGUUUUUUUUUUUAUUAUAAAUCGCCUAGAUUCAUUCAUAUAUGCAUACACUAAACUUAUUUUAGCAAAAUUGUGUCAGCACUGCCCCUAUGCGUGAUGCACAUUCAUAAAUGCAUAGAUACAUAGCUAUGUAUGUACAUACAUAUGUGUAUAAAUAAAUUAUCGCUUUCAUACGCAGCGCGUCACAGACGCAUUCAACGAACUUUUUGCUGUGUUAACAUCAUUUUGUAUAUACAUAUGUCUUAUUGCAUUAUGGACUUAAUGUCGAAUUUGUUGAUGCAAUUAAAAAAUCAUUUCGUGCAUAAAUUUAUACAUUUAUAACAUAGCAAUUAAAAGUAGCAUAUUUAGUCUUAAGCCUUUUCACAAAACAAUAUGCCGUGUAUGCCGUAAAAACAUUGCAUACAUACAUUUAUAAAUAAUUUACGUACAUAUGUAAUUAUGAAACGCAUUUCAGAAUUUAUAUGU
Rhagoletis zephyria (snowberry fruit fly) is the source of this 5999-nucleotide messenger RNA. RefSeq names its product Phosphatase 1 nuclear targeting subunit (gene PNUTS). NCBI's taxonomy places the organism in Eukaryota, Metazoa, Arthropoda, Insecta, Diptera, Tephritidae. Gene Ontology annotation, cellular component: PTW/PP1 phosphatase complex; chromatin. The record is from RefSeq and is a predicted model, not a curated record. Gene Ontology annotation, molecular function: metal ion binding; protein phosphatase 1 binding.